CAGAAUAAAAAAUCAGAUUUUAAAUGUGUAUCGCCUCCUCUUUGAUGUCAUGUUGAACUGAAUUUUAUCUGAAAUUAAAAUUGUUAUCGAUAUCAUAUUAUUUUAUUCUUUUAGGAAGAGCCGUUAUGUUGGUGAUAUGUCGAGUGAUGAUUUCUCCUCACCUGUAAGAGCAAAAAGAAACUUUUGCAUAAUGAAAAAUGUAAUACAAGCCCAGAGAAAAAGAAUUCAUGGACUUCGAGUCACAGUUAACUCACUCGGGAAGAGAGUAAGGACACUAAAUAGCCUUAUUAGUGUUUUAAAGAAAAAGUCUUACAUAAGUGACUCAUCUGAAAAUGUUUUGAGGGCAUCGUUAUCCGGCUCAUCUCUUAAAAUUUUUGAGAGAAUGUUACGAGGGCCAUCAUCACAGAAGUAUGACCCUUCAAUAAGGACUUUUGCAUUAACUUUAUCUUUUUAUUAGCCUA
Messenger RNA from Acanthoscelides obtectus, 461 nucleotides. The record is from the annotation of a GenBank genome assembly. Lineage: Eukaryota; Metazoa; Arthropoda; Insecta; Coleoptera; Chrysomelidae.